Molecule: messenger RNA, 1847 nt
Organism: Aspergillus brunneoviolaceus CBS 621.78
Lineage: Eukaryota; Fungi; Ascomycota; Eurotiomycetes; Eurotiales; Aspergillaceae
Product: putative mitochondrial carrier protein
Exons: 3
Coding region: 201-1472 (423 amino acids)
Biological process (GO): magnesium ion export from mitochondrion
Molecular function (GO): magnesium ion transmembrane transporter activity
Source: RefSeq, a predicted model, not a curated record
UGUGCCCUGCUUAUUAGUCCCCUUUCCCCAGGGUUGAUUAUUCUCGCAUUCUAUUGUAUCUUCGCUCCUAUAUAUCUUCCUCCUAAUCCGCCGUCCCCUCGUGGUUCGAGGUGGCGUGCUCCUGUUAAUCCACCGUCGCCGCAUCCCAACCCCCGUGGUCUGGCCCGCACCACGAUCCGGUGGGUUGCGGUCUUCUUGCAAUGAGCUUGACUUCGCGUGUCUUGGGCUUCUUUGCGACGACAGAGACACCUUCGUCAGACUCCCCCGCGUCGAAGUCCCUUAUUCAAAAUGGCCCGACCGAUCUCCGUCAGACGACGCCGAUAAGCGCAAACAAGGAACAUCAUGUACAGAAUGCACAGUCUCACCAUGACGAGGAAGAGGAGCCUCGUCCACCGUACCUACAUGCAAUGUUCGCUGGAGGUAUUGGUGGCACCUGCGGUGACAUGCUCAUGCACUCGUUAGACACCGUCAAGACGCGGCAACAGGGCGAUCCGCAUUUUCCUCCCAAGUACACCUCCAUGACUUCGUCCUAUGCGACCAUCUACCGACAAGAAGGCCUUUUCCGCGGCCUGUACGGCGGAGUGACUCCUGCGCUUUUCGGCUCCUUCCCCGGCACCGUUAUCUUCUUUGGAACCUACGAGUACACAAAACGUCUCAUGCUAGAUGCGGGAAUCAAUGCGAAUGUGGCGUAUCUUUCUGGAGGCUUCUUCGCGGACUUGGCCGCCUCUAUCGUCUAUGUUCCCUCGGAGGUCUUGAAGACUCGCCUACAGCUCCAAGGACGCUACAACAACCCCCAUUUCAAUUCGGGAUAUAAUUACCGCUCGACCAGGGAUGCGCUGCGCACCAUCAUUCGCCAGGAAGGAUUUUCCGCGCUCUACUACGGAUACCGGGCGACGAUCUACCGCGAUCUUCCCUUUUCCGCCCUCCAGUUCGCUUUUUACGAGCAAGAGCAACGAAUGGCCAAAGAAUGGGUGGGCUCUCGAGAUAUUGGGCUAGGCCUGGAGAUCCUGACGGCUGUUACUGCGGGUGGGAUGGCGGGUGUGUUGACAUGCCCGAUGGACGUGGUCAAGACACGUAUCCAGACCCAGCAGAACCCCGAGACCACACCCUCGAGUCGCCCUCCGGGCUCCUCCUCGCACUCGGCGGCGGAGCACCCAUCGACCAAAGAGGGACCGCGCCACCACGCGGCUUCGCAGACGACGUCGAGCCUGCGCACGCAUGCGCGCCCAAUCUCCACUUCGGGAGCCUCCACGUCGGUGAACCCGCCUGGAGCUCCUCGCUUGGAUACGUCGUCGUUCUUCACUGGCUUGAAGAUGAUCUACCAAACGGAAGGGCUGGCAGGCUGGUUCCGCGGUGUUGGACCUCGUGGUGUGUGGACCAGCAUUCAAAGUGGAACGAUGUUGGUGAUGUAUCAAUAUCUCCUGAAAAAGUUCGAGGACUGGGAGAACAAAGGGGAGCUCAACCCCCUCUAGAUGCGGGAUGAGGGUUGGGCACGCUGAUGUCCAUUGUAGAUAGAAGGAUGGAAGAAAACCGGAGCAUGAUGAUGCAACCUAGACGGGGUUUAUUGGGGAGGGCGUUCCGGUAGGGGUGUGGCAUGACCGAUUUUUUUUUUCCUUCUUCUCUUUUUCUUGUGUGUUCUUUUUACCACCCCUUUUCUUAUCUUGUUGUUUUAUUGUCAUAGAGCAUCUCCCUCCAUUUCCCUACGGUCGCCGCCCUCUUGUGUUUGUCCCUUUUGAUUUCUGAUGGCAUGAUUGAUUGCAUGAGAGGACAUGGGAUUUUACUGUCUCGGUCAUGUUGUGUGUAUAAAAAGAUCAAGAACGAACUAACUACAUAGAUUACUAGAGAAU